Molecule: messenger RNA, 672 nt
Organism: Ostreococcus tauri
Lineage: Eukaryota; Viridiplantae; Chlorophyta; Mamiellophyceae; Mamiellales; Bathycoccaceae
Product: unnamed product
Exons: 1
Coding region: 1-672 (223 amino acids)
Source: RefSeq, a predicted model, not a curated record
AUGGUGACGACGCGCGCGACCGUCGCGCGCGCGCCGAACGGGCGACGGUGCGACGCGACGCGCGAAAAGCGGCGCGCGCACGUGGCGGUUCGAGCGAGACGAGGGAAAGGUUUCUUGGACGUCCUGCGCGGCGACGCGGACGAGGACGGGGCGAAGGGCGAGGGCGGGGCGAGCGCGAAGACGCGGGCGACGUCGUCGAGCGAGCGGUGCCCGUGCGGUGGGGGGUCGGAGGCGUUGACGUACGGGAGUUGUUGUAAGCGGUUUCACGACGGCGACGCGUACCCGGAGGAUCCGGUGACGCUGAUGCGAUCGCGAUUCAGCGCGUACGCGAAGGGUAAGGGGCUGUACGUUUUGGAAACGACGCAUCCGGAUAAUCCGCUGCUCAAGGAAGGGUCGAAGACGAAGGAAGGGAAGGUCGUGUCCACGCUCGCCGCGGACGUCGAGGCGACGUGUAAAAAGGUUCGGUUCUACGAUUUAGACAUCGUCCGAGACGUCGCUGGGAAGAAGAAGGGAGACGAACGCGAGCAUUUGGUCGGGUUCAAGUAUAAAUGUCGCGUCGUCGCGCAGAAGGGAUUUAACGAACUCCCCGAGGAGACGCACGCCGAGUUGUCGACGUUUCGCACCGUCGACGGCGUUUGGAAAUUCGUCGACGGCAUCCAGGGCUCGACGUGA